AUGUAGCAGAAACUUUCCACGGCUUCUCCCGCGGGGAUGCGACCAGGAACCAACACUGGAGGGAAGAAAGUUAAGAGACAGCAGUGCUCCACGGAGGGAGUAGCCUAAAAUGUGGAUGAACUGAUAUUUUCUCCACUAUCCGGGCCGGUUAAUUACUCAACUUGAAGAACCGAGCAGACUUCGCUUUUUGGGGGGGCGGAAAAUGGCCGUUCGUGGCAACUCGCUGAUGCCUUUCUCAAUCCAAGCCAUCCUGAACAAAAAGGACGAUAGCAGACACUUGCCAGAUUUGGACAUGUGCUUCUCCAAGACGGCGUGCUGGAAAAUAUUUGGGGAGAUGAACGGCGGGUCUCGAAGAGGUGAUGGGGAGGCUUGUGUGCCGACGGACCAGAAAAGCUACGACUCGGACUCGGGACUCAGCGACGACAACGACAGCAAGAUUCCGCCCGUGUGCAAGUCGGAGAAGGACGGGGACCCUGCUUCGGAUGUGCCGGAAGAAAGUUUGCUGGAGGAGACGGACCAUGAGUCUGCGACUGCGGAAAACGCAAAGAGCGACAGUGAGCCUAAUAAUGCUACGGACUCCAGCACCCUGGACGAGAAGAGCCUGGAGCAGCCCAAACAGCGGAAAAAGCGUUCCAGGGCCGCAUUCUCUCAUGCGCAGGUCUUCGAGCUGGAGCGCCGCUUCAACCACCAGCGGUACCUGUCCGGGCCGGAGCGGGCAGACCUGGCGGCCUCCCUGAAGCUCACAGAGACUCAAGUCAAGAUCUGGUUCCAGAACCGCCGGUACAAGACGAAACGCCGCCAGAUGGCCGCCGACCUGAUGGCGUCAACCCCGGCCGCCAAGAAGGUGGCGGUGAAAGUUUUGGUGCGGGACGACCAGAGACAGUACAGCCCGGGAGAGAUCCUUCGGCCCCCGCUGCUCUCUCUCCAGCCAUCCUACUAUUACCCUUACGCCUACUGCCUCCCUGCAUGGACACUCUCUGCAUGUGCGGGGAAUCAGUGAGAACUCGGUGGCUGUAUUUAUUCAUUUUAUUAUAUUUUUAUAUUAUUUUGCUUCCGGGAAAUUAAACUAUGUGGUUUUUUAUGACAAGAGGAGGAGACCUGA
Molecule: messenger RNA, 1102 nt
Organism: Micropterus dolomieu (smallmouth bass)
Lineage: Eukaryota; Metazoa; Chordata; Actinopteri; Centrarchiformes; Centrarchidae
Gene: nkx3-2
Product: NK3 homeobox 2
Exons: 2
Coding region: 203-1000 (265 amino acids)
Biological process (GO): cell differentiation; regulation of transcription by RNA polymerase II
Cellular component (GO): nucleus
Molecular function (GO): RNA polymerase II cis-regulatory region sequence-specific DNA binding; DNA-binding transcription factor activity, RNA polymerase II-specific
Source: RefSeq, a predicted model, not a curated record